Salpingoeca rosetta is the source of this 932-nucleotide messenger RNA. RefSeq lists its product as uncharacterized. The record is from RefSeq and is a predicted model, not a curated record. Lineage: Eukaryota; Choanoflagellata; Craspedida; Salpingoecidae. Bases 263 to 880 code for a protein of 205 amino acids. The transcript has a single exon.
CGCAACCAACACAAACACACAACCAACUCAACGAACCAACCAUAUCUCACACACGACAAGCACAGCACUAAGUCAAAGUCGCACACACGUCCACACGUACGCAAGUCGCACGACAAGAAGACGAGGCAAAGGCAAAGCAGCCAAGCGCCGACUUGAGAGCGUCGAUAGACACACACAUAGAAGAAGAAGAAAACAACAACAACAAGAGCAACAGCCGACCACGUCGUUCAUACCGGACUUUCUGUUUGGGAACCCCGUCGCCAUGGGAGCCGUGGAGAGCAGGCCGCCGCCGGGCUACGUCAUGCAGCGGUUCGAGGUGGGCCAGCGCGUCCAGUACAAGAGCGAGCACGGGUUCAACUUGCAGGGCCACAUUGUGAGCAAAGGCGUGGAUGGCCGCGGCAUCGAGGUGUAUGGCUUCCACCAAGAUCAGGGGACAGGCAAGCUGCGCCACGCAUACCCGUGGCAGCUCACGCCAAUGGGGCCACCGCCCACCUCCAUGGCGCCGCCGCCGCCACCGCCGGCAUCGUACAGCUACCCACAACAGCCAGCAGGACCGCCACCACCGCACGCCUACCCGCCCCAGGGCUAUCCACAACAUCCGCAGCAACAGCCGCCGCAGGGAGGCGCGUACUAUCCUCCACCACCACCGCAGCACCAGCAGCCGCCACAGCAACAGGGUGGCUACCCACAGAGCUAUCCGCCACAGGGCUACCCGCAAGGCUACCCGCCGCAGGGACCGCCACCUGCGUAUCCACAGCAACAGCAAGCGCCAUAUGGUGCACCACCACCACCACAAGCGCCCGGACAGGGGUACCCGCAGCAGCAGGGACAGGCGCCUCCAGCGUACAGCAGCUCCGCCCCUCCACCUGGGAAGAUGUGAAGAUGCAGAGAAGAAGGUGACGGGACGGGGGAAGGGUCUUGCACGAUGGGUG